This is a messenger RNA of Prosopis cineraria, 3090 nucleotides long. Its product is annotated as AP2-like ethylene-responsive transcription factor CRL5. Bases 883 to 2913 code for a protein of 676 amino acids. The record is from RefSeq and is a predicted model, not a curated record. NCBI's taxonomy places the organism in Eukaryota, Viridiplantae, Streptophyta, Magnoliopsida, Fabales, Fabaceae. Gene Ontology annotation, biological process: regulation of DNA-templated transcription. Gene Ontology annotation, molecular function: DNA-binding transcription factor activity; DNA binding. The transcript is spliced from 9 exons.
CAGAGAGUGGGGCAGAAUGGUUGGGAGUACUGUACGAAGUGACCGGAGGUGGCAGAUGUAUUUGCAGCCCGUCAAAUCCAUUCCUUCUUAAUUUCCAAAGCAAAUUAGUUUUUGGCUACCUCCCUCACGCUGGCUCUUAUCAUCUCUCUGACCCUUUCCUUUCCUCUCACACCCUAUUGGUUAUUUCUAUCCCCACUAGAUUUACAGUACUUUCUUCUUUUCUACAAACUUAUAUACCGAUAAAGUUAUUUAACUCUGUAUUUAAUGCUUUGAGGUCGUUCUUUUGCUCUCGCUGGAAAGAGUCCUCGUGGACUUCGAGGUGUUUUUUUAUUUGGGGUUAUGCUGAUUCUGGGUUUAUGGUAGGGUUUAAGCAAAAGUUAAGUGGGAGAGGGAGGCGAUAAAAAGGGCAGCCCAAAAUUUUAAAAGAAAAAACAAAAGAAAAAGCAAAAGGCGUGGUCUUUCUCAUAUACACAGAUCCCUAUGGGAAUGAAGUGGGUGCGUUGCUUGCUGGGAAUUCAUUCUUUUUGCUCAGUUUAAAGAGACUGGAUUUGUUGGCUUCGGGGGGAAGAGAUCGACACGCAGAUUUUUUGUGAUGAGAAGUGCACAGAAGAUACAACCAAGAGAGUGUGUGUAUGGUUCGUUGAGAAAUUUGCUGUAGCCAACAAAAGCCAAAACCCCGGUCGUUCUCUCAUAUAUGCAGGAGGCAAAGAGGUUUUCGUUAUGAUUAGUUUAUUUGGUGCCCAAUGAUUGACUUGCCUUGCUGCGAGAGACACUGCUAAAAAAGUUCGAACCUUGAGAAUAAGAAAGAAAAGGGAAAAGACACGGGGUAGGAGGGAGAGAGAGGGAGAGAGAGAGAGAGAGACCGAGUGAGGCGUGAAGAAGAUGAAGUCCAUCAAUGACAGCAGGAGCAACGAUGGGAGUGGGAAUAAUAAUAGUAAUGGUCAAAACUGGUUGGGGUUUUCUCUGUCACCCCACAUGAAAAUGGAGGUUACUUCUGGCCCACCCCUUCAUCAUCACGAUUAUCAUCAGUAUCAUCAUCAACCUCAAGCUUCUACUGCUGCUGUUUCUAGCUCUGUUCCGACAACCUUCUGUCUGUCACCUUCUCAGCUCAGCAGUUACGGGAUAUGUUAUGGUGCGGCGGAGAACCCAGGCUAUCAUUCUCCAUUGACCGCCAUGCCUCUCAAGUCCGAUGGCUCGCUUUGUAUAAUGGAAGCCCUGUCUCGAUCACCAACUCAAGUGAUGAUGCCGAAUUCGUCUCCGAAACUGGAGGACUUUCUAGGUGGUGCAACUAUGGGGACUCAUGAUGCAAUGGCUCUGAGCCUCGACAGCAUCUACUAUGGCAACCAGGCUGCACAGGCUCAAUCCCAUAGAGACCAUUCUCUUGAUUUUCUUUCGGAGCCUUUCAGACAGCAAGACCCCAUAUCUGUCCAGUCACAUCCUUAUUAUUCUGGAGCUGCUUGCCAUGCUGUUUAUCCAUCACCAUUGGAGCAACAAAGCAAGGACCCCCAAUUGCAACCAAUGUCCGAGGAAGGCAUGACUUGCCUGAAAAACUGGGUGGCUUCCGGCAGGGACUAUUCUGCUCAACAAGGUUUGGAGGAGAAGAAAAAUGGAACCUUAGAAAAUGACAGUGGAGCUUCUGGGUCCGUUGGUAAAGUUGGGUGUGGAGAUUUACAGUCCCUUAGUUUAUCCGUGAGCCCUGGCUCACAAUCUAGCUGUGUAAAUGCUCCACAGCGGAUUUCCCCCUCUUCGACUGACGUGGUGGCAAUGGAAGCCAAGAAGAGAGGGCCAGGGAAGUUGGGCCAGAAACAGCCGGUGCACAGGAAAUCGAUCGACACUUUUGGCCAAAGAACGUCUCAGUACCGAGGCGUCACAAGGCACAGAUGGACCGGUAGAUAUGAAGCGCAUUUAUGGGAUAACAGUUGUAAGAAGGAAGGGCAGACCAGGAAAGGAAGACAAGUUUAUUUGGGGGGCUAUGAUAUGGAAGAGAAAGCUGCAAGAGCCUAUGAUCUUGCUGCCCUCAAGUACUGGGGAGCCUCAACCCAUAUUAACUUUCCGUUGGAAAAUUACCAGGUUGAACUUGAAGAAAUGAAGAACAUGAGCAGGCAAGAAUACGUUGCCCACUUGAGAAGAAAAAGCAGUGGUUUUUCCAGAGGGGCUUCAAUGUAUAGAGGAGUGACGAGGCACCAUCAACAUGGAAGAUGGCAAGCAAGGAUAGGUAGAGUUGCAGGAAACAAGGACCUCUAUCUGGGAACAUUCAGCACUCAGGAGGAAGCAGCUGAAGCGUAUGACAUAGCUGCAAUCAAGUUUCGAGGCGUGAAUGCAGUUACUAACUUCGACAUAUCAAGAUACGAUGUGGAAAGGAUCAUGGCGAGCAACACCCUUCUCGCUGGUGAGCUGGCUCGACGAAACAAAGAUAGCGAGCCAAGAAUAGAAGCCAUGGAGUACAAUGUAGCCUCGAACCAGAGCAAUGGGGUAGCGGUUCAAGCUCAAAGGAACGACAACGGCAACGGCUCGGAGUGGAAAAUGUAUCAUCCAAACAGCUGUGAGCAGAAAACCGUGAACUGCGGAAAUUACAGGAAUUCAGCCAUAUCUGUGGCCCUACAGGAUCUCAUUGGGAUUGACUCAGAAAGCUCGGGUCAGGCCAUGCUGGAGGACACUACCAAGAUAGGCACUCAUUUUUCAAACCCAACCUCGCUGGUCACGAGUCUGAGCAGCUCAAGAGAGGGAAGCCCGGAUAAAACUGGUCCCACCAUUCUGUUUCCAAAGCCUCCUCCAAUGGCUUCAAAGAUUGUUGGCCCCAUAGGUAGUGGAGUUAGCUCGUGGUUCCCUUCAGCAGCUUCUCAAACGUUGAGGCCAGCUCCUGCUCUUUCGAUGUCUCACUUGCCAGUUUUUGCAGCUUGGAACGAUGGUUGAAUUCUGCAUGAUAAUAAUGAUGAUGAUGCAAGAAAGAAAAAACAUUGAUGGCGGAAAAAGGUGAAUGAAUGUUUGUUCUCAAAGUCGUUAGUGGAGGAAUUUGGGGGAUUAACGACAGAUGGGUAGGGACCAUUUAUCUGUCAUCUGUCUGUAACCAAAGUGUAAAAGCCUUUUUUU